CAUGGCACGGAGUCGAACCCGCGUUUCCUCUGCGGCUGGAUCUGCGGACGCCUCCACUGACAGCGCGCCAAGGCGUUCCUCCGUUGACAGCAUGCUCAGACACGUCCCCACUUGUGCUGAGCGCAGCACGCCCACGCGGCAACGAGCCUGCACACAAUCAGGAAUCAAAACACCUGGACUUGACGAGAAGGAGCGACAUAAAAGACCAGUGAAGCCAAAAGACCUUCGCCAGAUCGUAGCCAAUCUCCCUUGUUGUCUUCUGUGAUCGUGUCCUGCCUCACGACCUCCUCCUGGAUCUUUGCUUGCCCUCCCUGAUCCUUGACCACUGCUUAGAACCGGACAUCGUUGCCUCCCUCCAGCCCCCGACCGCUUGCCUCACUGUUGACUGCCUCUUUGCCUUCCCCCUUGGAUUCGACGAAAGAUACAUCCAACACUCAAAGACAACACCCUCUGAGAGUUGGCACAAGUCAAUGUAUGCUGCGCAGUUGCAUUUUGGUUGAUGACGCUUUUGGACGAUACGCACUGACGUCACGGAGAAAGCAGACGCAAAUUGGACAGCGGGAGGAGCCAAGGCACGGGACAGAGGCUGACGUCACUGAUCCGCCAGACUGAUAUAUCUGAGAUCUGCAACCGAAAGCCACAACAAUCACCAGGAGUCAUCACAUUCUGUUAAGGUUUCAAAUACCAGUCCAUCAAGCAGACAUGUCUUCCAGGGAUCGCCGGUCCGACGUCUACAUCAAGGCAGAACCGAGCAGUCCGGAAGGAGGCGGAGGAGGGCGAACAAGUCCCGGAGGAGCCUCCUCCGAUUCCUCCCAAAGUGGAGGUGGAGAGACCAGGGGAGACUGUACUAAGCGCUAUUCACCACCGCUUUACACACCAGCCUUGCGUUGCCACUUCAAAGACGAAAGCGGCGAUGGGGCGGAUGAGGGAUCCACUGGAAACGGAGCUGGUCGUUGCAAGUACGCCCUCAGCACGCUACCCAAGAGGCUGUGUUUGGUCUGCGGGGAUGUGGCAUCAGGCUACCACUACGGCGUGGCUUCCUGUGAAGCCUGCAAAGCCUUCUUCAAGAGAACCAUCCAAGGUAACAUUGAAUACAGCUGUCCUGCAUCGAAUGAGUGUGAGAUCACCAAAAGGCGCAGAAAGGCUUGCCAAGCAUGCCGCUUCACCAAGUGCCUCAAAGUCGGCAUGCUGAAAGAGGGAGUUCGUCUUGAUAGGGUUCGAGGUGGACGACAGAAAUACAAAAGGCGCCCUGAAGUGGAGAAUGCAACUUACCAGAGUGUUCCCCUGCCACUGACUAAGGAGAAUGAAAAGGGUUCGUCCAACAUCAUCGUGUCUCACCUGUUAGUCGCAGAGCCAGAAAAGUUAUUUGCCAUGCCUGACCCCCUCCAGCCUGACACAGCCCAGCGCACACUUACGACCCUUUGUGACCUCGCUGACCGUGAACUCGUUGUCAUCAUUGGCUGGGCCAAGCACAUUCCAGGCUUUCUGUCGCUGUCGCUGGCAGACCAGAUGUCUGUGCUACAGUCUGUUUGGCUGGAGGUGCUGGUGCUGGGUGUGGCGUACCGCUCACUUGGCUGUGAAGAUGAGGUUGUCUUUGCCGAGGAUUUUGUCCUUGAUGAGGAAAUGUCUCGUGUUGCAGGCCUGACAGAGCUAAAUGCAGCAAUUAGUCAACUCGCUCGACGUUUCCGCACCCUUAAUGUGGACCGAGAGGAGUUUGUCAUGCUAAAAGCCAUCGCGCUAACUAACUCAGACUCUGUUUACAUCGAGGAUAUGGAAGCUGUGCAGAAGCUUCGGGACCUCCUCCACCAGACCCUACUGGAGCUGGAGUGCCAGCGCCGCCCGGACGAUCCCCAGCGAGCGGGUCGGCUUCUCCUGACACUGCCGCUCCUCAGACAGACCGCCGGCCGAGCUCUGACUACAUUCUACAGCAUUAAGACGCGUGGCGGCAUACCCAUGCACAAACUAUUCUUAGAGAUGCUUGAAGCCAUGAUGGACUCUCCCUAGAGGAGAGCACAUCAGGAUGACGCAGAGACUGAGCAGUGUUUUAAUCUAGUCUUUGAAUGGAUGUGUUAUUCGAGAAAUAUUCAUGAAGAAGGGUUUUUUUUCCCCUUACACAAUGAGAGAAAUGGUUUAAAAAGAAAGACUUUGCCAGCUCUAAAGCUGUAGCCGUUGGACUUCAGGCAAGCACCCUCAAGAGCCACAAAAAGUGUGGAUAUACUAAAGAAUGCCAAGUUCUUUGCAGUGGCUUCUUUGGUGUGUUUCAUCACAGCAUCAUUCUGCAAUUGCAUAACCACUGGAGAACAUAGACGUAGCAAGAACUGACUGCAGUCAUGUGGCUUUUGAACUCAUGAAAGCCAUAACAUCCGGUAAGGACUUGAAAGUCCACUUUAGUACACAGGGUGCAUUCAUCUGCUAUAGCUUAGUGCGCCGUUAUAGGCAGUUUUUUUUUUUUUUUUUCGGACUUUCUCGCAAUAUGUUAAAAGCAAUAUAAUGACUUGAUCAUUGUCUGUCACCUUAAGAUGUGGAUAAUACAGUACGUUACAUCCUAGUUAGUAGUGUGUCUAGUUGUGUCCCCCCCACUCUCAGGACCCCAAGUACGUUAUUUUAUUCCAGCCGUAGACUGGUUUGGACUUGGGAAGAGAAAAGCUAUUAAGAAUGUGGGAAGUUGGGAACCAGAAGAGGUGCACAUUUAAAAAUUGUCCAUAAAAAUCCCCUACUUCUGUCUGUUUAAUCCUUCUGGAUUGCCAUUUUUUCUUACCCAGCUCCACUAGAUCUUACCUUGUUAUGGACCUUAGCAAUGCUGUUCCUGAAAAUGGUCUGAGGGCCAUCAUAUUAUUUAGCUGCAUUUUCUGCAGUAGGGAAAGAGUUGCUUCAAUGUGUGAUCUUUUGUGUUUGUACGUGUUACUUUAAAGCGCCUGCAAUGGGCUCAGGGGCAACUAGAAAUGCAACAUAUGCAAUGUUAUGUAUCGAAUAUUGACUUCAUACUCUACAGCUCUACUCAGCCCUCUUUAUCACGUUGUAAACUUCCAAAAUAAGGGGCUGUCAUAAGAAGCUUUUCAUUCAAUGUAUAGAAUUCCUGAAAAAAAUAUUAAUCAUUGGCCAAAAUGCCAAUAGUCACUUGAUGGUUACGGUAAAAUACCUUUUAUAAUGGAAGGUCAUUAAAGCCAGCAAAUGUGACAAUUUCAUUCAUGUUCCUUUCUAGGCUUUUUGGAUGUGUAUGAUGGAGUGAGUGAAUUUUGAGCCGGGACAUUUAAAAGAUCCCAGUCUAGGACGUUAGGAACGCUGCUUGUGUUUUACUGUAAAGCAAUGCAGUUUGAAAAGCUGACCAUCAAGACGUCAUUACAUGGAUGAAAAUGACAUGUUUGCUAUCGACUGUUUUGAUUUCAGAUCUUCUGAACUGUCCGUUUAAAUUUGGAUUUUGGAAGUCAUUAAAUAUUGUGAAAUUGGACAAAUGUCUGUUCUGUGUGAACCGAAUUUGGAAACACGUGUUUAAAAAACAUAGUCAUUUUACAUCAAAAAAUUAAAUCAUAUUAAUACUGUAUGUUUAAUGUAAGUGUUUAAGUGGAGGUCACUGAAUUCAACUACGGAUUGGACCAGGGUUCAUUUGCUGUCUUGCAGGUGCAAUGUUAAGCGUAUUUCUAGUUUUCUGUGUACAUGAAUAUAAAUUAGCAAUACAAUAAAUUACGUUGUAUAGACACUGUAUACAGUUAACUUCGCCACUUGCGGUAAAUAGCCACUAAUCAUUUAGAAGCUGAAAGCAAUGUUUGUAUUUUGACAGACGAUUUAAAUGAUUAAAUUCUAUUUUUUACUCAAUUUACUGUUUGUUGACACCACUUUAUUUUCAUGUUGUUUAUUGACUGAAUUUAUGUGUCAGUUUUGGUUUCUUUUACAGUUAGAUUUUUAAAAAGUUGUUCUGGUGUCCUUGUCUUAACAUUAAAAUCACUGUGAAUAAAAGUGAUAGUCUACUGUUUGAGCCAACAGGGAGUGGAUUAUUUGGGGAGCUUUACACCGUGAAAUAAAUAAGACAACACUAAAACCUCA
Molecule: messenger RNA, 4041 nt
Organism: Nerophis ophidion (straightnose pipefish)
Lineage: Eukaryota; Metazoa; Chordata; Actinopteri; Syngnathiformes; Syngnathidae
Gene: esrra
Product: estrogen-related receptor alpha
Exons: 11
Coding region: 703-2004 (433 amino acids)
Biological process (GO): regulation of DNA-templated transcription
Cellular component (GO): nucleus
Molecular function (GO): sequence-specific DNA binding; steroid binding; zinc ion binding
Source: RefSeq, a predicted model, not a curated record